CGUAAAGCUGCUCGGCCGGGCCGCCAACACAGUUCCGGCUGCCUCUCUGCGGGGCGCCCCCACGCCUUCUCGGCCGCCCCCUCCGGUCUGCUGAUCGCGGGAUCCACGACGCAGGGAGGUGCGCUCAGGGCAGUGCAGACCCGCGCUCGCCAAGGGCGCGAGGUUGGAGGGCUUCCCGGCGCCCACUCGGGCUUGCCCCAGGCGGCGGUAUGGAGGCGCGCUUCACGCGGGGGAAGUCGGCGCUGCUGGAGCGCGCGCUGGCCCGGCCGCGCACCGAGGUGAGCCUGAGCGCCUUCGCCCUGCUCUUCUCCGAGCUGGUGCAGCACUGCCAGAGCCGCGUGUUCUCGGUGGCCGAGCUGCAGGCGCGCCUGGCCGCGCUGGGCCGCCAGGUGGGCGCCCGCGUUCUGGAUGCCCUGGUGGCCCGUGAAAAGGGUGCCCGGCGCGAGACCAAGGUGCUGGGGGCACUGCUCUUCGUCAAGGGCGCCGUGUGGAAGGCGCUCUUCGGCAAGGAGGCCGACAAGCUGGAGCAGGCCAAUGACGACGCGCGCACCUUCUACAUCAUUGAGCGCGAGCCGCUCAUCAACACCUACAUCUCUGUGCCCAAGGAGAACAGCACGCUCAACUGCGCCAGCUUCACUGCCGGCAUCGUGGAGGCUGUGCUCACGCACAGCGGCUUCCCCGCCAAGGUCACGGCGCACUGGCACAAGGGCACCACGCUCAUGAUCAAGUUCGAGGAGGCGGUCAUUGCGCGUGACCGGGCCCUGGAGGGCCGCUGACCCCUCUGGAGAUAAAGGAUGAGGAGCGCCCUUCUCCCA
Talpa occidentalis (Iberian mole) is the source of this 815-nucleotide messenger RNA. RefSeq names its product trafficking protein particle complex subunit 5 (gene TRAPPC5). Gene Ontology annotation, cellular component: TRAPPII protein complex; TRAPPIII protein complex; TRAPPI protein complex. The transcript is spliced from 3 exons. The record is from RefSeq and is a predicted model, not a curated record. NCBI's taxonomy places the organism in Eukaryota, Metazoa, Chordata, Mammalia, Eulipotyphla, Talpidae. Gene Ontology annotation, biological process: endoplasmic reticulum to Golgi vesicle-mediated transport. Bases 210 to 776 code for a protein of 188 amino acids.